AAUGGUUUCGACCUCCAGCCUCAGCAGCAGCGUCCGCACUCCGCAGCAUCAACGGCCCACGCUUCCCGUAGAGGACAGCGGCUGCAAGCCCGGCACGGGGCCCGGCGGAGGGAAGGCGGGGCCCGGUGGUGGGUGCGGACAGCUGCCGGUGUCGCUGCUGCUGGAUGGACAAAUGGAACCCGGCUGUGUGCGCACGGCAAUGGCCAUGGGGCUGACGUCGAAAAAGGCGUCCGCCCGGAGCAUCGGUGUGGAAAGAAAAAACCUCAUCACGGUGUGCAGGUUUUCGGUCAAGACCCUCCUGGAAAAGUACACCGCUGAGCCCAUCGACGAUUCGGCCGAGGAGUUCGUAAACUUCGCUGCCAUCUUGGAGCACAUACUUAGCCACCGCUUUAAAGGCUCUGCCAGCUGGUUUAGCUCAGAUGGACAGCGUAGCUUCUGGGAGUACAUUCGGAUGGCAUGUGGUAAGGUGCAGAACAACUGCAUCGCCAGUAUUGAGAACAUUGAGAACAUCAGCACAUCUCGAGCCAAGGGACGGGCAUGGAUUCGAGUGGCACUGAUGGAGAAACGUCUGUCGGAAUAUGUGUCUACUGCUCUAAGGGACACCAGGACAACCAGGAGGUUCUACGACGAUGGCGCCAUCAUGCUGAGAGAGGAAGCCACGGUGCUGACCGGCAUGCUCAUUGGACUGAGUGCCAUUGACUUCAGUUUUUGCCUGAAAGGGGAAACGCUAGAUGGCAAGUCACCAGCGGUGAUCGACUACACGCCCUAUCUGAAGUUCACUCAAAGCUACGAUUGCCUGAGCGACGACGAGGACCGGCGCAGCGUAGACAGCAGCAACAGCGAGGAGAGUGUCCCUGAGCAUCCUUACAUCCCGCUGGUCACCGACGAGGAGAGCUGGAGCAAUAAGUGCCGGAAGAUGGAGCAGCGAUUCAAGAUUGUAUAUGCCCAGAAGGGCUACCUUGAGGAGCUGGUUCGUCUUCGCGAGUCACAGCUCAAGAACGUGGAAACGGAGAACAAGCGUCUGAGGGCAAAAGUGGACGAGCUGUCAUCACAGAGUCAGCGUGAAAAGAAGGAGCUGGAGGCCGUCGUGCUGGAGCUGCAGGCUCAGCUCUCAUCUCUAAUGCCUUGUGACUCGUCCCACCUUGGAAAAAACCUUUCCAUCCCACUUAUCAACCAGUGGACCACUGUCACUGACCACCAGGGUGAUGUCAAACUCUUCCGCAGGAGGAGUUUCCAUAGUAUGGAGCAACUUUCUGCCGAGAUAAGCCUCAACUCGGACUCUCAGAGGACAGAUGAGAGGCAGAACGGUGAUGCCGCCUGGACUUCAGCAGGAAAAGACAACACGCCGUCCAUGUUGGGUCUUUGCGGCUCUCUGGCGUCACUGCCGAGUUCCAAGUCGCUGACCAGCCUCAAGUCCAGUGAGUGUCUCGUCAACAUCAGCGCCGAGCCUAGCCCCGCGCUUUCUCCCAGCUAGGGGAACACCCCCACUUCCCCUUUCGAUCCCUCUUCCUCCCUCCCACCCGGACCAACCGCCAACGUCUCCUUGAAUGUACAGCAGGAAUUCUGGUCAUUAUCAUCCUUGCCUUCCACUUUCUUUCUGUCACUCUCUCUCUCUCUGUCGCUCUGUGUGUCCCUCUCUCUCUUUCUUUCUGUCCCCCCCUCCCCGGCAAUUUAGUUUACUUUUGACAUCACACCAACACAAUCUAAUCAUCAAUACUGUAAAACCAAAAACAAACACGCACUUCCUAUUUCAGCCCACUGGUAUUUCCUUGUUUGUACGCUUGAAACCUGAGAUUAUUAUUACUCUUAUUAUUGUUUUGUGUUGCAAUAAACAGCCUUUUACAUGAA
This is a messenger RNA of Corythoichthys intestinalis (scribbled pipefish), 1848 nucleotides long. It is a transcript of the gene rundc3aa, whose product is annotated as RUN domain containing 3Aa. The transcript is spliced from 11 exons. The record is from RefSeq and is a predicted model, not a curated record. NCBI's taxonomy places the organism in Eukaryota, Metazoa, Chordata, Actinopteri, Syngnathiformes, Syngnathidae. Bases 2 to 1474 code for a protein of 490 amino acids.